Molecule: messenger RNA, 3180 nt
Organism: Symbiodinium sp. CCMP2592
Lineage: Eukaryota; Dinophyceae; Suessiales; Symbiodiniaceae
Source: the annotation of a GenBank genome assembly
AUGAUCUCCGACGCUCUCCGAGGCCGUGCCGUACUGCAGGUGUUUGAGGAAUAUCAGAAGGCCCGCGUGACCUUCGUCCAGACUGUGGCAGACCUCGCGACGCGCCCACAGAACAUCGAUGCACUCCAGAAUGCAGGAGUGAUGGCGCUUUUGCGUCCCCUGCUCCUGGAUAAUGUGGCCUCCAUCCAGCAGUCAGCAGCCCUAGCUUUGGGACGCCUGGCCAACUAUAGUGACGAGCUGGCCGAGUCGGUAGUUACCCACGAGAUCUUGCCACAGUUGGUGUAUUCGCUGGCCCAGCAGAACCGCUUUUACAAGAAGGCUGCUGCUUUCGUCCUUCGUGCCGUGUCGAAGCACUCUCCACAACUGGCACAGGCAGUGGUCGACUCCGGAGCAUUGGAGGCUCUGGUAAAUUGCCUGGAAGAGUUCGACCCUUCCGUGAAGGUUGUGACGAUUGCUGCAGAUUGGGAUGGCUCUUACAACGGCGAGGAGUUCCUGAGGCUUCAGGCUGGAGAGCAAGUGAAGAUCACAGACAUAUCGUCUGGCGGUGCGUUUCUCUACGGCUCGGUUGUCACAGCCCGCGGGCCGUCGCGGGCGGGAUGGUUCGGCGGCCCCGGCUGCGAGGCCGUCAUGGCAGUGUCCAUCCCAGUACCCCUCGGCAAGGGCUCCGAAGAGGACAUGCCGCUGGAGGGCCAUGGAGGCAAAGCCGCUGGUUUUGGCUUCAACGGGGCGCCGGGCUCACUUCAAGAAGAGGUCGAGGCCUACGUGGAGCGCAACUGCGUGGACAUCCCGGCAGCCACGAGGCUUCGGGAGCUGCCACCGGAGCUCCAGGCUGAGCUCAUAAAGACCGACAUGACGAAGAGCAUCCGCAAUCCCUCUGCUGCCCUACUGAGCCGCAUCAAUCACCUCGUGAAGGAGGCGCAGUUUACGGAGCCUCCCCCACAGGUGGUGUCCCGAGCCGAGGUUCCUCAGGUCACGAUCCGUGGUAGUGCUGGGCUCAGGGGACAGCCGCCCGAACGAAGCAGAAGCCCACGGAGGAUGCAGAGGCCCGGCAGCGCCAUCCCAGCCAGCCGCUUUGGUGCGCCAAGGAUGGGCGAGGCGCUCCCCUACAUGCCACAUGGUGGAGUCAGCUCAGACGAGGUGGAGAGCUUCAUCGCGAGACACGGCCUUGACCAUUCUGCUGCGGACAGACUGCGAGCUUUGUCGCCAGAAGAGCAGGAGAACAUCGUCUUGACUGAUCUCACCAAUGCACGGAACCCCUCCGCGGUAGUGCUCUCACGCAUCGACCGAGUGCACAAGGAGGAGGGCCAUCGGCAGCAAGUCGAGGAAUACCUGCAUCGACACAACAUUGACGAGGAAGCGUCGGCGAUGCUCCGCGCCCUGCCUGUGGAUCGCCAGCAGGUGAUCAUCGGCAGCGAUAUGACCAACGCCAACAACAGUUCUGCAGUCCUUAUCUCGCGCAUUCGCGGGAUCGAGGCCAUGCACGUCCCCGCUGGACAGCCACCUCCCCCAUCAGCCGGUUGGCGGCCCUCAGGGCGCGGGCCGCCUCGGGCAGCGGCGACGCCCAUCGCCAGCCCGGCUGAGGACUUCAUUCGGAGGUGGGACCUCGACGACUCUGUGGCGGCACAACUUCGGGCAUUGCCGAUAUCGCAGCUCAACGAGGUCAUGACCUGCAAUGUGGCCCAAGCUCGCAACCCUUCCGCCAUGGUGAAGUCCAGGAUACGCUCCGUUUCUGCCCGGCCUGCUGCGCCAGAGUUCUCGGUACACCAAGAUACGGUGGAGGAGUACUUGUCCCGGUAUAAGGUGGACGAGGCGGCGCAGGCAGAGAUGCGUGCCGCCGCACCAGAAGUCCAACUGCGGGUCAUGGAGCAGGAGCUGAGCAACUGCCGGAAUCCCUCUGCUGUCCUCUCUUCGAGGAUUCGAGAGAUCUCUCGCGGUGCAGUACCUUUGCUGGUCUUGUGCUUCCAAGAGCCAGAACUGACCCUGAAGCGAAUCUCUGCGUCUGCCCUCAGCGACAUCUGCAAGCACUCUCCAGAGCUGGCACAGACUGUGGUGGACGCAGGCGCCGUUUCGCUCCUGGCCAAGGACAUCUCCCACAAUGAUGCACCAUUGAAGCGCCAGGUGUGCUCCUGUCUGGCACAGAUUGCCAAGCACUCCGUGGACCUGGCAGAGGUCGUGGUAGAGGCCGAGAUCUUCCCGCGCAUCUUGCACUGCCUGAAGGACAUCGACGAGUUCGUGCGGAAGAACGCUGCCACGUGCAUCCGCGAGAUUGCGCGCCACACUCCGGACUUGGCCAAGCUCAUUGUCAAUGCCGGUGGAGUUGCCGCCAUGGUAGAUUACAUCACCGAGGCUCGCGGCAACAACCGCCUGCCUGGCAUCAUGACGCUGGGAUACAUCGCGGCGUUCUCGGAGACACUGGCGCUGGCUGUCGUCGUGUCGAAGGGCAUCCCGCCACUCAAGGAUGCCCUCAUCAACGAGCCCGAAGACCACCUGAAGGCUGCCUCCGCCUGGUCUUUGGGACAGAUCGGCCGCCACUCUCCAGACCAUGCACGUGCCCUUGCCGAAGCCGACGUUCUGCGAAGGUUGCUCGCAGUCUAUCUGCACCAGGAUUCAAGCGAAGACUUGAGGACCAAGGCCAAGCGCGCUCUGAAGAGCGUGAUCCAGAAGUGCACGCAUCUGCCAGCCCUAGAGCCGCUGUUGGAGGCACCUCCGAACAUCUUGAAGUAUGUGGUCCAGCAGUUUGCAAAGGUGCUGCCGAGCGAUCUGAACGCCCGAAAGUCCUUCGUGCAGUCAGGUGGCCUGCAAAAAAUCCAGGAAGUCAAGGCAGAGGUGGGCUCCAAGCUUCACGACUACAUCGAGGAGAUCAACAUGCUCUACCCGCCAGAGAUCGUGCAGCCGGGGGCAAAGGUACUACUCCCCCAACUACGCCGAGACGCUCCUCAAGAAGAUGGAGGACUUCAACCCAUCUGGGUGAGCCGGUUCAGCCUCUGUCGUGGUGGCUCGUGCCGGAAAGAAAUCCUCAGCUGCACACUUCGGAAUGUGAUGGCCUGCUUGCUGCAGUUCAAAACUCGAACUGCUCAUCUUGCUUCACUGAAAGCUCGUGGUGUGGAGCCAUUCGCAGUGCCAUGCAUGUUUCCAGCACCAAGCACAAUCUCGAGUUCAGACUGCUUCAUCGCGUACUAG